CUGGUUAUUAUAACAGCGGCAGGGAGCACAUCAGCUACCCUCAGGUUCACUUUGGAUUGAGCUGUGCAGGAGCGGCAAAAGUCCAUCAGGGAGAAGGAAGGACUUUUCCCUUCCUUCCAGCUGCUGCAAUGUCUGGUCUCUGCCUUUCAUUCUUGUGCGUUUUCCUCCUUUUCCCACUGGAUUCCAACUCUGCCUCCGGAGAAGACGACACCGUAGUGGUCACCAGCAGCGGCCCUAUCAAGGGCAGGCACCUCCCUGUUGGCUCUGGCACUGUGACUGCUUAUCUGGGUAUCCCCUACGCAGAACCACCUUUGGGGAAAUUGCGUUUCCAGAAGCCCAUUCCUCAUCAGCCUUGGAGCCAAGUCUUGGAGGCUACCAGCUUUGGCAACUCCUGUCCCCAGUUCUCUCUUCAUGGUUUCCCUGACGCAGAUAUGUGGGCUAUCAACCCACCACUAUCAGAGGACUGUCUCUUUCUGAAUGUCUGGGUACCCCAUCCACGGCCUCCUACCUCAGUUCCUGUCCUUGUCUGGAUACAUGGCGGGGGGUUUAUCACAGGCUCUUCUUCUCUGGCUUUGUAUAAUGGUGCAUCCUUAGCUGCUGAGGAGAAUCUCAUAGUGGUCUCUUUGAAUUACCGCUUAGGGAUUCUAGGCUUCCUUUCAUUACCACCAACUGUCCCAGGGAACAGGGGUCUCUUGGACCAACAGCUGGCACUGAAAUGGGUACAUGAGAAUGCAGCUGCCUUUGGAGGAGAUCCCACUAAGGUGACCAUUUUGGGACAGAGUGCCGGAGCAGCCUCAGUGCAUUUCCAUCUCCUCUCCCCAGGAAGCCAGCCCCUUUUUGCCCAGGCUGUGCUGCAAAGUGGAUCUGCUAAUGCCAUCUGGGCUUGGCUGAGUCCUGAGGAGGCCAGACAGAAAGCCCUUACUUUGGGCCAGGCCCUGGGCUGCACUCAAGAUCAGGACGCUGCUCUGGUGACAUGCCUACAGGGAAAGGAUGUAGCGGAAUUCAGUCAGUAUGAGUUAUCUGCACUUAACAACACAAUGUUUCUGGAUAUUCCUUUCUUUCCCACAACUGAUGGAGAGUUCCUCCCAAAGGACCCGCAAAAGCUUCUGGAGGCUGGGAGCAUUCCGACGAAACCAGUUCUCAUCGGUACCACUUCCGAUGAAGGGUCUACCUUUGUGCCGUACGCUUUUCCUGAUGCUAAAGAUGGGUUGAUAACUUGGGAGCAGCUGUUGGAGGGAGUGAAAAGGACAGUACGAAAGGCCACAAAAGAAGUCAUUCAGGCUGUGGCACUGAAGUACAGCGAAGACGACCGUGGCCCAGCACGCUACCGCCAGGCCCUGGUGCAAUCUAGCAGCGAUUACUUCUUUGUAUGCCCAAUAGCAGAAUUUGCUGCAAAGUUGAGAGAAGCCGGGAGUCCUGUGUACAGUUAUUUCUUCUCACAUCACACUCUUGGUUCUGUUUGGCCUGAGUGGAUUGGGGCGCCCCAUGGAGCUGAGCUGCCUUAUUUAUUUGGUUCCUGGAAGUCAGUGCUGGUUUCCAACCAAACAUUCACGGAGGAUGAGGCUGCGCUGAGCCACAGGGUGAAGCAAUACUGGGCCGAGUUUGCUAGAAAUGGGAAUCCUAAUGGGGUAGCAGCCAAUGAGGUUCAGUGGCCACUCUACAAUGCCACAGAGAAGAACUUCUUUCUCCUUGGCACUGAACCACCCCAAAUUUUACAGAAAUCACCUGCCCGACGUUGUUGCUUCUGGAAAACCCAGGUUUUGAAUGUUGUGUAACCAAGUACUGAUGGACUUUAUACUCCUUAAGGACAGGACUAGAUGUUUCCAAGAAGUCUGGGAAAGGACAGGAAAAUGUUCCCUGCUGAGUAAUAAAGAUUCAUUUCUUGUA
Messenger RNA from Eublepharis macularius, 1887 nucleotides. RefSeq names its product cholinesterase-like. The coding region runs from base 129 to 1775 and encodes 548 amino acids. Lineage: Eukaryota; Metazoa; Chordata; Lepidosauria; Squamata; Eublepharidae. Gene Ontology annotation, molecular function: acetylcholinesterase activity. The transcript is spliced from 4 exons. Gene Ontology annotation, cellular component: plasma membrane. The record is from RefSeq and is a predicted model, not a curated record. Gene Ontology annotation, biological process: acetylcholine catabolic process; choline metabolic process.